Molecule: messenger RNA, 1706 nt
Organism: Cicer arietinum (chickpea)
Lineage: Eukaryota; Viridiplantae; Streptophyta; Magnoliopsida; Fabales; Fabaceae
Product: protein root UVB sensitive 3
Source: RefSeq, a predicted model, not a curated record
GAAAAUCUUUUGCUUAAUAUAUGAUACCGCUGGUUAUUCUGGUCAAUUGCAAAAAAGCUGUUUGAUGCACAUUACAGGACUCUUGUGACAAACAACCUGCGAAGUCAUCAAUCAAAGGUAUUGACACUUCACUUCAUCUGGGAAUGGAAUCAAUUUCAGCAUUUCCACAUGUCUCCAAUAAAACAUCAUUAUUAAGAUUGGAAGAAUGGAAUGGUUCAUCUCCCACAAAGCUCUCUAAGACUUUCACCAUCAAGGCUUCUUCUUCCUCUUUCUCCAUUCAAAGAUCUGGUGCCCGCUUUACCCAUCUUUGGACACGAUUUCUUCAAGCAUUUGUACCUGAGGGGUUUCCAAGUAGUGUUACUCCGGAUUAUGUUCCUUUUCAAAUAUGGGAUUUGUUGCAGGGUCUUUCAACUUAUAUAAGGACCAUGCUUUCUACACAGGCUCUCUUGAGUGCUAUUGGAGUUGGUGAGAAAUCAGCUACGGUCAUAGGUGCCACUUUUCAGUGGUUUUUGCGAGAUCUAACUGGCAUGCUUGGAGGAAUCUUGUUCACAUUCUAUCAGGGAUCAAACCUUGAUAGCAAUGCAAAAAUGUGGCGAUUGGUUGCAGAUCUCAUGAAUGAUCUUGGUAUGCUAAUGGACCUCAUUUCACCAUUGUUUCCAUCAGCUUUUGUUUUUAUUGUUUGCUUAGGAAGCAUAUCAAGAUCUUUCACUGGGGUUGCAAGUGGAGCCACUAGAGCAGCUUUGACUCAGCAUUUUGCUCUUCAGGAUAAUGCUGCAGAUAUAUCAGCUAAGGAAGGAAGUCAAGAAACUGUGGCCACGAUGAUUGGUAUGGCACUUGGAAUGCUUGUUGCUCGUAUUACCAUUGGACACCCACUAGCAAUUUGGUUUUCUUUUUUGUCUCUGACCCUAUUUCAUAUGUAUGCAAACUAUCGAGCUGUUCGAUGCUUGGCAUUGAACUCAUUAAACCCUGAAAGGAGCUCUAUUCUUUUACAGCAUUUCUCGGAGACUGGCCAAGUUCUCUCUCCUAAACAGGUCUCUUCACAGGAGCAUGUUUUACCCAAUAAACUCACUUCAUGGAUCUCAAAGAAAGCCAAUUCCUUGGAUACAAAAGUACGUUUAGGCACAAGGAUUUCUUCAUUUGAUGAAAUGGAAAUUAAGGAGCAUUUGCUUUCUGUAGCAUCUUACUACACAAAAGCCAAGUACUUACUAGUGGAAAAGAAAGGAAUCGUUGAUGUUAUUGUUCAUAAAGAUUCAAAUAGUGCCGAUGUCCUAAAGUCAUUUAUUCAUGCUCUUGUUCUCGCAAAUAACGAUUAUAAAAGCAAGUAUUUGCAUUCAGAAAGCCAAAUAUGGAUGGAAAAACAGUAUGAAGUAUUUAUUCAGAAGCUCAAGUCAUUAGGGUGGAAAACAGAACGUCUUCUAUCAUCACCUAUCAUAUGGAGAGCAAACUGGAUACAUGAAUCGUCGGAAGAAAAAAUUGAUUAGGGUUCAUCUUCAGCUGUGAUAUAUUGACAUUGGUCCAGAGGUGGCUAGUGGAAGCUAUGGAUGGAUUGAGUUAUAUGGUUGACAAUGUUAACAUUUAAUAUUUUACAAGAUAUUGAUGAUUUUAUUGAAGUUCUGUCAAGAUAAAGAAAACUUGAAGUUUUGUUUAGUUGUGUGGAAUGCAGUAAAUGUUUUGUAGCUUAUAUAGAUAUCAUAUCUAGUCUGAAA